Molecule: messenger RNA, 796 nt
Organism: Apodemus sylvaticus (European woodmouse)
Lineage: Eukaryota; Metazoa; Chordata; Mammalia; Rodentia; Muridae
Gene: Nsg2
Product: neuronal vesicle trafficking associated 2
Exons: 5
Coding region: 178-696 (172 amino acids)
Biological process (GO): clathrin coat assembly; G protein-coupled dopamine receptor signaling pathway; endosomal transport
Cellular component (GO): endosome; membrane
Molecular function (GO): clathrin light chain binding
Source: RefSeq, a predicted model, not a curated record
UGCGCGCUGGCGCCUCGUUCUCAGAAGCUCCGGAUCCAGGCACGCGAGGGCUGCUUUUCCAGCACCACGCUCUGGCUGAGGAGGGAGGAUUCCUGUUUGUCCUCCUCCUCUACAUAUUGGCUUGACUCUGCUCUGACCCCCACCAGUGCCGCACAGUCUGGAAAAAAAGGCGGAAGCAUGGUGAAACUGAACGGCAACGCCGCCGGGGAGAAGGGGGCCAAGCCACCUUCGGUGGAGGAUGGUUUCCAGACUGUCCCCCUCAUCACGCCCUUGGAAGUUAAUCAUUUACAGCUGUCUGCUCCCGAGAAGGUGAUUGUGAAGACAAGAACAGAAUACCAGCCGGAACAGAGGAACAAGGGGAAGUUCCGGGUGCCGAAGAUCGCCGAAUUUACGGUCACCAUUCUUGUCAGCCUGGCCCUCGCCUUCCUCGCUUGCAUUGUGUUCCUGGUGGUUUACAAAGCCUUCACCUACGACCACAGCUGUCCUGAAGGAUUUGUCUACAAGCACAAGCGCUGUAUCCCAGCCUCGCUGGACGCUUACUAUUCCUCCCAGGACCCCAGCUCCAGGAGCCGCUUCUACACAGUCAUCAGCCACUACAGUGUGGCCAAGCAGAGCACUGCCCGGGCCAUCGGGCCAUGGCUGUCAGCAGCUGCUGUCAUCCAUGAGCCCAAGCCACCCAAGACGCAGGGCCACUAGAGGCCUGUCCCAGCUAGGAUGGGGGGUUGUGGAGAGGGGAACCCCCCCACUAGUUAAGCAAGGCUGGAGCUACAAGACAACACUGUACUGCUGGGGUACG